UUUGAGCGCCAUAUGGGGUGCUGAUUGAUGUGGGGCGCGUUGCCGGUGGAGCAUGUCUUUCCUGAAGAGGCUGGCACCCUCAGCACUGCGAAAUCUCAGACCUAGAGCUGAUAGCCACGCAAAAGAGACCUUCCUCUCGCCUGGCAAACACACGCCAGGGGGUUACCUGUUCAACGAGAGUCCACCGCCCCCCGGCCAGAAGCGUCACUGGGAAUCGUGGGAGCUCCCCUGGUACUUCACGCUGGUGGCAGCUACUGUGAUGCUCACAGUGGGACUUAGCGCAAAGCCAGACACCAAUAUCACCACCUGGGCCAGGAAAGAAGCUGCAAAGGAGUUGAAGGAAGAAGGAAAGUUGUGAGAGUCUGCAAGUAGCCCUGUGAUAUAAUUCAAUGCAUGCUAGCCUGAGGAUGAGGCUUCAGUGAGCAGAAGCUUGCACAGCGAAUAAUCUGAUCUUCGGUGCAGCGCAAAACACAUAUGUAUGGAUGCAUGGGUGCAUGCAUGGAUCGUCGUCCUUGAGGUUUCGUUAAGAGACUACUGAUGUAUUGGGUGCCAAAACAAAAAUCUAGCAGCUUUGUUUCUCUUCAGAGGGCUGCUUGAAGCAAGAGAUGUUUUUGAGCAGGUCAGAACUGGCCAACGGCAUCGUGCUGAUGAUCGUGUAAUACAGGCGCAACCGUC
Molecule: messenger RNA, 675 nt
Organism: Coccomyxa subellipsoidea C-169
Lineage: Eukaryota; Viridiplantae; Chlorophyta; Trebouxiophyceae; Coccomyxaceae
Exons: 2
Coding region: 53-358 (101 amino acids)
Source: RefSeq, a predicted model, not a curated record